Messenger RNA from Cydia amplana, 954 nucleotides. RefSeq lists its product as uncharacterized. The record is from RefSeq and is a predicted model, not a curated record. The coding region runs from base 1 to 954 and encodes 317 amino acids. Gene Ontology annotation, molecular function: zinc ion binding; metalloendopeptidase activity. Gene Ontology annotation, biological process: proteolysis. Lineage: Eukaryota; Metazoa; Arthropoda; Insecta; Lepidoptera; Tortricidae. The transcript is spliced from 4 exons.
AUGAAUGCAGACAAAACAGAUGACCCUGUAGAAGAUGACGAUCAAAGCAAUAAUGAACCGAUUGAUGAUGAAAGCCAAAACAAUUUACAAGAUGAUAUUCAAGAUGCCAAUGAACAAAUGGACGGUGUUGAUGUACAAGGUGAUGAUCCAGAUGCCAAUGACCCAAUCGAUGAAGACGAAAAUGAGGGAAAAGUUGACGAGCCAGGUGAAGAUGAAAAAAGGAAUGUUAAUUACACGGGCGUCCCCGAUAAUACUGUAAAACAUGGGGAAAAUGGUGAUAUGAUUAAAAAUAUAGACAUGCAUGAUUUAACAAAUGAAAAUCAGAAUGAAAUGCGACCUACGUCACUUGAUAAAACGUAUCAGAUACCAGCUUUCAAAUUAAGCCUGGCUGAAAUGAAAAAGUUUAAAAUGUGGCCUGAAGCUAAAGUACCGUACUUCAUCGACGAGUUUUCUUAUGACAAAGUUCUUCGAGACAAAAUCCGCGGCUACCUAGACUAUGCGCAACGUCGUACAAAUAUAGAGUUUGACGAGCUUACUGAGCCGCCGAAGGAUGAAAAUGAAAGAUGGGUCUUUUUCGUCAAUCGAAGAGGACAAUUAGACUGCAAGGACUAUUCCACUAAAUCCUUCACAAAUAGUGGAGUCCAGAAAGUGACAGUUGGCUACGAUUGCCUCAGACACGGCGGACCGAUGGCGGCAAUAGUUUUGGCAUUGUUGGGCGUGCCGCCUCAACACAACUCGCCGGAUUGUCGUAAAUACAUUACCGUUUACGGGAGCAAUAUUCUACCAGACAAGUCGGGUUUAUUCAAGUUGUUAGGGAAUGACGAGUGGCUGUUCCACGAUUUUCAUUAUGACUAUAAUAGUGCAGGCCACUACCCGGCACAUAAAUACACUGCAAAUGGAGACAGAACUAUAGAUAUAAGUGAUAAAUACAAGACAGUGAGUAUAUUAAACUAA